CAUGCUUGGGUUCCCUUCCAUGUUGUGAAAGCUUUGUUCUUUUGCUCUUUGUAACAAAUCUUGAUGCUGCUGUUUGGGCCCGUGCUGUCUUUAUGAACUGUAACACCCAUCACAAAGGUCUGCAGCUUCACUCCUGAAGUCAGCGAGACCACGAACCCACCAGAAGAAACAAACUCCGGACACAUCUGAACAUCUGAAGGAACAGACUCUGGACACACCAUCUUUAAGAACUGUAACACUCACCACGAGGGUCCAUGGCUUCAUUUUUGAAGUUAGCGAGACCAAAAACCCACCAAUUCCGGACACAGUAGCACAGAGGCUGUGGGUGGUUUGACUAGAGCAGGCCCUAGGAAUGGUGGGACACAGAAGCCUUGAUUCAGGGGUUUGAGAAGUGGGAAGUGAAAAACUAGAGACUAAGAGUGCAGACAAUUUUUUUAAGCCACUUGGUUCUGAAGGGAAGAAAAGAGUGUGGAAGAGGAUUUGGGACAAGGCAGGAUUUGUCUUAUGAUAAGGAAUCCAUCAGAGAGGGAAAAAUUGAAGUCUGAGAAGAAUGAUUGUUCCAAGUCCGCACUUUGAGAACCGUUGUCCUAGAGAAAACGGAAUACUCCAGGAAGGUUCUGGAAGAAUAGGUUCUGUCAUAUGUUGAAGAAUCCAUACACCAUUAAGAAACAGCCUCUGCAUCAGUUUGUACAAAGACCACUUUUCCCACUACCUGCAGCCUUUUAUAACCCAGUGAGAUACAUGUUUAUUCAAACACAAGAUACCCCAAAUCCAAACAGCUUAAAGUUUGUACCAGGAAAACCAGUUCUUGAGACAAGGACCAUGGAUUUUCCCACCCCAGCUGCAGCAUUUCGCUCCCCUCUGGCUAGGCAGUUAUUUAGGAUUGAAGGAGUAAAAAGUGUCUUCUUUGGACCAGAUUUCAUCACUGUCACAAAGGAAAAUGAAGAAUUAGACUGGAAUUUACUGAAACCAGAUAUUUAUGCAACAAUCAUGGACUUCUUUGCAUCUGGCUUACCCCUGGUUACUGAGGAAACGCCUUCAGGAGAAGCAGGAUCUGAAGAAGAUGAUGAAGUUGUGGCAAUGAUUAAGGAAUUGUUAGAUACUAGAAUACGGCCAACUGUGCAGGAAGAUGGAGGGGAUGUAAUCUACAAAGGCUUUGAAGAUGGCAUUGUACAGCUGAAACUCCAGGGUUCUUGUACCAGCUGCCCUAGUUCAAUCAUUACUCUGAAAAAUGGAAUUCAGAACAUGCUGCAGUUUUAUAUUCCGGAGGUAGAAGGCGUAGAACAGGUUAUGGAUGAUGAAUCAGAUGAAAAAGAAGCAAACUCACCUUAAAAUAAUCUGGAUUUUCUUUGGGCAUAACAGUCAGACUUGUUGAUUAUAUAUAUCAAGUUUUUAUUAUUAAUAUGCUGAGGAACUUGAAGAUUAAUAAAAUAUGCUCUUCAGAGGAUAUAUAAA
Molecule: messenger RNA, 1455 nt
Organism: Gorilla gorilla gorilla (western lowland gorilla)
Lineage: Eukaryota; Metazoa; Chordata; Mammalia; Primates; Hominidae
Gene: NFU1
Product: NFU1 iron-sulfur cluster scaffold
Exons: 9
Coding region: 640-1332 (230 amino acids)
Biological process (GO): iron-sulfur cluster assembly
Cellular component (GO): mitochondrion
Molecular function (GO): iron ion binding; iron-sulfur cluster binding
Source: RefSeq, a predicted model, not a curated record